This is a messenger RNA of Frieseomelitta varia, 4056 nucleotides long. RefSeq names its product polyubiquitin-A-like. Gene Ontology annotation, biological process: modification-dependent protein catabolic process; protein ubiquitination. Gene Ontology annotation, cellular component: cytoplasm; nucleus. The record is from RefSeq and is a predicted model, not a curated record. The transcript has 3 exons. Gene Ontology annotation, molecular function: ubiquitin protein ligase binding; protein tag activity. Bases 169 to 3840 code for a protein of 1223 amino acids. NCBI's taxonomy places the organism in Eukaryota, Metazoa, Arthropoda, Insecta, Hymenoptera, Apidae.
GAAUUUAGAAUCUAUACUUUGGAAUAUACAAGUUGUACGUUAUUUUUCAUCCCUCCUUCUGAGGUGUAUUAUCAUUUUCUGCUUUUUUUGGUUUUUUGAGAAACUUAUAGUUCAACUUGUGUUGCAAAUAUCUUCCUGUAAAUUAUUUAAACAAAUCUUCAUACAAUUAUGCAGAUCUUCGUUAAGACCUUAACAGGAAAAACUAUUACCCUUGAAGUUGAAGCUUCUGACACAAUAGAAAAUGUGAAAGCAAAGAUCCAAGACAAAGAGGGAAUUCCUCCAGACCAGCAGCGUUUGAUUUUUGCUGGUAAACAAUUAGAAGAUGGGAGAACUCUCUCAGACUACAAUAUUCAAAAAGAAUCUACUCUUCACUUGGUGUUGCGACUUCGUGGAGGAAUGCAAAUCUUUGUCAAAACACUCACUGGAAAAACUAUUACUCUUGAGGUAGAGGCUUCAGACACAAUAGAGAAUGUUAAGGCAAAAAUUCAAGAUAAAGAAGGAAUUCCCCCUGAUCAACAACGUCUGAUUUUUGCUGGCAAGCAAUUAGAAGAUGGACGAACACUCUCAGACUACAAUAUCCAAAAGGAAUCUACACUCCAUUUGGUAUUGCGACUUCGUGGUGGCAUGCAGAUCUUUGUCAAAACACUCACAGGAAAAACCAUCACCUUGGAAGUAGAAGCUUCUGACACAAUAGAGAACGUGAAAGCAAAGAUCCAAGACAAAGAAGGAAUUCCUCCAGACCAGCAGCGUUUGAUCUUUGCUGGUAAACAGUUAGAAGAUGGGAGAACUCUGUCAGAUUAUAACAUUCAGAAAGAAUCAACACUCCAUCUUGUUUUGAGGCUUCGAGGAGGCAUGCAAAUCUUUGUCAAAACAUUGACAGGAAAAACCAUCACUUUAGAAGUAGAAGCUUCAGACACAAUAGAGAAUGUAAAAGCAAAGAUCCAAGACAAAGAGGGAAUUCCUCCAGACCAGCAGCGUUUGAUCUUUGCUGGUAAACAGUUAGAAGAUGGGAGAACUCUGUCAGACUAUAACAUUCAGAAAGAAUCAACACUCCAUCUUGUUUUGAGGCUUCGAGGAGGCAUGCAAAUCUUUGUCAAAACAUUGACAGGAAAAACCAUCACUUUAGAAGUAGAAGCUUCAGACACAAUAGAGAAUGUGAAAGCUAAAAUUCAAGACAAAGAAGGAAUUCCUCCUGACCAGCAACGUUUGAUCUUUGCUGGUAAACAGUUAGAAGAUGGGAGAACUCUGUCAGACUAUAACAUUCAGAAAGAAUCAACACUCCAUCUUGUUUUGAGGCUUCGAGGAGGCAUGCAAAUCUUUGUCAAAACAUUGACAGGAAAAACCAUCACUUUAGAAGUAGAAGCUUCAGACACAAUAGAGAAUGUGAAAGCUAAAAUUCAAGACAAAGAAGGAAUUCCUCCUGACCAGCAACGUUUAAUCUUCGCUGGUAAACAAUUAGAGGACGGGAGAACUCUCUCGGACUACAACAUCCAAAAGGAGUCUACUCUCCAUUUGGUGUUGAGACUUCGAGGAGGCAUGCAAAUUUUUGUCAAAACACUCACUGGAAAAACCAUUACUCUUGAGGUAGAGGCUUCAGACACAAUAGAGAACGUGAAAGCAAAGAUCCAAGACAAAGAAGGAAUUCCUCCUGACCAGCAACGUUUGAUCUUUGCUGGUAAACAGUUAGAAGAUGGGAGAACUCUGUCAGAUUAUAACAUUCAGAAAGAAUCAACACUCCAUCUUGUUUUGAGGCUUCGAGGAGGCAUGCAAAUCUUUGUCAAAACAUUGACAGGAAAAACCAUCACUUUAGAAGUAGAAGCUUCAGACACAAUAGAGAACGUGAAAGCAAAGAUCCAAGACAAAGAGGGAAUUCCUCCAGACCAGCAGCGUUUGAUCUUUGCUGGUAAACAGUUAGAAGAUGGGAGAACUCUGUCAGACUAUAACAUUCAGAAAGAAUCUACACUCCAUUUGGUAUUGCGACUUCGUGGUGGCAUGCAGAUCUUUGUCAAAACACUCACAGGAAAAACCAUCACCUUGGAAGUAGAAGCUUCUGACACAAUAGAGAACGUGAAAGCAAAGAUCCAAGACAAAGAAGGAAUUCCUCCUGACCAGCAACGUUUGAUUUUUGCUGGCAAACAGUUAGAGGAUGGACGAACUCUUUCGGACUACAAUAUCCAAAAGGAAUCUACACUCCAUUUGGUAUUGCGACUUCGAGGAGGCAUGCAAAUUUUUGUCAAAACACUCACAGGGAAAACCAUUACCUUGGAAGUAGAAGCUUCUGAUACAAUCGAAAAUGUUAAGGCGAAAAUUCAGGACAAGGAAGGAAUUCCGCCUGAUCAACAACGCUUAAUCUUCGCUGGCAAACAGUUGGAGGAUGGAAGGACUCUGUCAGAUUAUAACAUACAAAAAGAAUCAACACUUCAUCUUGUAUUGAGACUUCGAGGAGGUAUGCAAAUAUUUGUUAAAACGCUCACAGGUAAGACCAUCACCUUGGAAGUAGAAGCUUCUGACACCAUAGAAAAUGUGAAAGCUAAAAUUCAAGACAAAGAAGGAAUUCCUCCUGACCAGCAACGUUUGAUCUUUGCUGGGAAGCAGUUAGAAGAUGGGAGAACUUUGUUGGAUUACAACAUUCAAAAGGAAUCUACAUUACAUUUGGUUUUAAGACUCCGAGGUGGUGUAACCAUGCAGAUCUUUGUUAAGACCUUGACAGGAAAAACUAUUACUCUUGAAGUUGAAGCUUCUGACACAAUCGAAAAUGUUAAGGCAAAAAUUCAAGACAAAGAAGGAAUUCCACCUGAUCAGCAACGCUUGAUCUUUGCUGGCAAACAGUUAGAGGAUGGAAGGACUUUGUCAGAUUACAACAUACAGAAAGAAUCAACACUCCAUCUUGUAUUGAGACUUCGAGGAGGUAUGCAGAUUUUUGUUAAAACGCUCACAGGUAAGACCAUUACCUUGGAAGUAGAAGCUUCUGACACAAUAGAAAAUGUGAAAGCUAAAAUCCAAGACAAAGAAGGAAUUCCUCCUGACCAGCAACGUUUGAUCUUUGCUGGGAAGCAGUUAGAAGAUGGAAGAACUCUUUCGGACUACAACAUUCAAAAGGAAUCUACUCUCCAUUUGGUGUUGAGACUUCGAGGAGGCAUGCAAAUUUUUGUCAAAACACUCACUGGAAAAACUAUUACUCUUGAGGUAGAAGCCUCAGACACAAUAGAGAAUGUGAAAGCUAAAAUCCAAGACAAAGAAGGAAUUCCUCCUGAUCAGCAACGUUUGAUUUUUGCUGGCAAGCAGUUAGAAGAUGGAAGAACUCUUUCGGACUAUAACAUUCAGAAAGAGUCUACUCUCCAUUUGGUGUUGAGACUUCGAGGAGGCAUGCAAAUUUUUGUCAAAACACUCACAGGGAAAACCAUUACCUUGGAAGUAGAAGCUUCUGAUACAAUUGAAAAUGUUAAGGCAAAAAUUCAAGACAAGGAAGGAAUUCCUCCUGACCAGCAACGUUUGAUUUUUGCUGGCAAACAGUUAGAGGAUGGACGAACUCUUUCGGACUACAAUAUCCAAAAGGAAUCUACACUCCAUUUGGUAUUGCGACUUCGAGGAGGCAUGCAAAUCUUUGUCAAAACACUCACAGGGAAAACCAUUACCUUGGAAGUAGAAGCUUCGGAUACAAUCGAAAAUGUUAAGGCAAAAAUUCAAGACAAAGAAGGAAUUCCUCCUGACCAGCAACGCUUGAUCUUUGCUGGGAAACAAUUAGAAGAUGGGAGAACUUUGUUGGAUUAUAACAUUCAAAAGGAAUCUACUCUGCAUUUAGUGUUGAGACUCCGUGGAGGAAGUUCUAAACUGCCUUGAAAGUAAGAUCUGUCAAAAAUAUCUAGUAAAAUUGGUAGUAUUAAAAGCUCCAUUAUUUCACUUUUUUAUGCACAUUUUAUAUUCUGUAUUACUAGGUAUAAAGAUGUUUGUUUAUCUGUAUGUAAUAUCAAAAGUUACAAGUUAUAUUGAUAUGUAUAACUAUGUAUACAUUAUUGUAGUGUGGUUAUAUUCAUUAAAUAUUUAUUAAUACAUAAA